GCGGGCGUGGUUGGGGGGAGGGGUCGCUCUAUCCCUCCGCCGGGGUCUCGGUGGUGGGAGGCGGCCGCUCUGCCGUCGUCUCUAUGGUCGGCGGCACGGGAUGCGGGCUGGUACCGGCACCGCGGCGGAGGCAGUGUUGAGCUGACUCUUUCCUGGCAUGUAGGAGGCAAUAAAGGCGUCUUUGUGGUGUGGGGUUUCAUGGCUGAGAAGUGCCUGCCAUUCACACAGGAAUCUCCAUAACACAGCACAGAGUGAUUCCUCUACAGGAAAGAGAGCAGCAGCAGUAUGGAAGGUCCUCUUUUAGUGGAACUGGUGUAUUUCCACUGAGCAGGGGGUAUUUGGCGUCCCCUGUACAGCAUGGAGCCCAUUUUCAUGGAGCUGUCAGCAUGCUGUCAUGCAAGACAUGAAGAAGGCAGUGAUUGGAAGGUUGGGGCUAGAUUGUGCAGAAAAGGGAGGCGGUGUGGUUCCCUGCCACCUUGGAGAGGGAUGAGCUCCGCCGGAUACCAGAGUACGUGGAGCCAGAGCACUCCAAGCCCGCACCCCAGAGGGUCAGGUGCUGGACAGGAAGUAUAAGAGCCAAACCCCAGAGCUCACUUGAGAGGCAGCCGCUGGAGAGGCCAGACGCCUCUGGCCCAGUUCCUGCUGGGGAAACUCCAGCAACCAGCGACGGACUUGGAGACUGGCCUGAUCGGCCAAUACUUGAUGCAGAUCAGUGCGUGGGAGAGUCGCUGAGCCUACCUGUUGCCAGCUACCCCAAGGAUCCAAUGGUGAUCGACCCCUGCCCUGAGGACACCACCUUGACCCAGGGUGAGUCAUGUGAUGUUUGCCUUCCAACAAUCACUGUACCAGAACUCCAUGAAUUCCAAAGCAACAGGAGGCUCAGCAGCCUUUGAUAUCUCCCAGCUUCCUGCCUUAUUGUGACAUUCCUUCUGGGUCCUUUAUUUUCACCCAUCUGAGGUGUAUGGUGAAAGAGCUGCAUCAGGAAAAUUGCUGAGAGAGCGGCUUGCAUACGAGGGAGGGCCAUGGGCUUGAGCUCAGCCAUCCUUCACCUUUCCUACAAGUUCAGGCUGCUGCUGAUCUUCAUCUUCUGCAUAAUGGUGGUGGCAUGGGCCACCUCCAGUUACCUUGUGGACACUGUACAGGAGACUCCCAAAGCAAAGAGCUUGGUGGAGAAUUUCAGGAAUGCAACCAUGCUGGAGAAGGAGAAUCAGAAAAAGAAGUCCAUGUCAACUGUAGAAGAAGUUCCCACAGUGAAGUCUACCGUGAGUCACUGCCCUGCUCUCUCUCCCUACCUGCAGGGCCCCAGCAAGCUCAAGUUCAAAGCAUCUCUCACAUUCGAAGAGGUACGGAAGGAGAAUCCUCAGGUGGCAAAAGGCCGGCAUCGCCCUGCAGAGUGCUCAGCACUGCAACGAGUGGCCAUCCUGAUCCCACACCGCAAUCGAGAGAAGCACCUGUUGUACCUGCUGGAGCACCUCCACCCAUUCCUACAGAGACAGCAACUGGACUAUGGUAUCUAUGUCAUCCACCAGGCUGGCAAUACCAAGUUUAACCGAGCUAAACUGCUGAAUGUAGGAUACUUGGAGGCCCUGAAGGAGGAAAACUGGGACUGUUUCAUUUUCCAUGAUGUGGACCUGGUGCCAGAGAAUGACUUUAACAUGUACACGUGUGACAAACAACCAAAGCACCUUGUAGUUGGCAGGAACAACACUGGGUACAGGUUGCGUUACCAGGGAUAUUUUGGGGGAGUAACUGUUCUAACAAGGGAUCAGUUUUCGAAGGUGAAUGGAUUCUCUAACAAUUACUGGGGCUGGGGUGGAGAAGAUGACGACCUCCGAAUCAGGGUUGAGAUGCAGAAGAUGCGGGUGAUACGGCCAUCCCCUGCUGUAGGAAAGUACACUAUGAUCUUCCACACAAGAGACAGAGGGAAUGAGGUGAAUGGAGAAAGGAUGAAACUUUUGCGGCAGGUGUCCCAAGUGUGGAAAACAGAUGGGCUGAACUCCUGUUCCUAUAAACUGCUCUCAGUGGAGCACAACCCUUUGUACACUAAUGUCACAGUAGAUUUCAGCGUGCCACCCAAGAUCUUGUAACAUUGUUUCCUGUAGAUUCUAGAAGACGGAAAUAGAUCUUCCUCUUGCGGUAGCUGCUGCAGUGACUGGAAAGGCAGCGUUCUGCCUGAAGGGGUCCCCCUGCAGCACAGAGACAAUGCAGAGGAAAUAGCUUCUUUCAUCCUUUCUAAUUAUUUGGUUACAAAUUUGUUUUGUGGCAGCGCUGUGCGUUAAGCUGGAGACCUGAACUGCCUGAGUGGAUAUGUCACCGUGCCUGUUAGUUUGUUUUCACUGGGAUAUUUAGAAAGUCUACUUGUUCGGGCUGUUGGCUUUUCAUUGGCCUUGUUGGGAGCUUGAACUACACCCACUGAAAGCUUCAGCUCCAGUAGCUGUUUCCAAACCUUCUGCCAUUAGAGAGCAGGACACAGGAGCCAACAUUGCCGUGUUUUCUAAAGGAGUGAGACUGUUAUCAUACAAAGCACAAGAAUAUUUUAUAGCCUAAAGUCUUGUUUAGAAAGGCUGAUUUGAUCUCAGCCUGGGUAAAUAAGGAAAGGGAGAGGGAAGUAAUCAUGUUAACUGCAGCCACGUUGAAGAGAAUUUAAAAACUCUCAAUAAAAUACAACCCAUUUCACUCCAAA
Chelonia mydas (Green sea turtle) is the source of this 2683-nucleotide messenger RNA. It is a transcript of the gene B4GALT4, whose product is annotated as beta-1,4-galactosyltransferase 4. Lineage: Eukaryota; Metazoa; Chordata; Testudines; Cheloniidae. Gene Ontology annotation, molecular function: glycosyltransferase activity. Gene Ontology annotation, biological process: carbohydrate metabolic process. The coding region runs from base 1023 to 2087 and encodes 354 amino acids. The transcript is spliced from 10 exons. The record is from RefSeq and is a predicted model, not a curated record.